AUGAACACCACAAACGGCCUCGGCACCACACCUGCGCAACGCCAUAUCAUCUCCGCUGCCCAAGCGCAAACCAUCAUAACGGGCGCCGUUGCCAAUGCAACAUCCCUCCAGAUUCCCGAGAACAUCGCCGUAGUAGACCCUUCCGGUCUGCUCGUCGCCUUCCACCGCAUGGACAACGCCUUCCUGGGUUCCAUUGACAUUAGCCAGAAGAAGGCGCGGACGGCCGUGCUGUUCAAUGGAUUAUAUGCUAGUGCGGAUCUGUAUGCGGCGGUGCAGCCUGGUGCGCCGCUUUACGAUGUGCAGAAUACCAAUGGGGGGUUGGUUGUUUUCGGAGGCGGAGUACCGAUCUACGUUGAUGGGAUAUUGAUUGGAGGCGUAGGUGUUAGUGGAGGCAGUGUGGAGCAGGAUUUGAGUGUGGCUAAUGCUGGCGUUGAGGCGUUGGGUGCGUGUACGAAGGCGUAG
Molecule: messenger RNA, 462 nt
Organism: Alternaria atra
Lineage: Eukaryota; Fungi; Ascomycota; Dothideomycetes; Pleosporales; Pleosporaceae
Exons: 1
Coding region: 1-462 (153 amino acids)
Source: RefSeq, a predicted model, not a curated record